Molecule: messenger RNA, 1461 nt
Organism: Mesorhabditis belari
Lineage: Eukaryota; Metazoa; Nematoda; Chromadorea; Rhabditida; Rhabditidae
Source: the annotation of a GenBank genome assembly
AUGCCCACAGCAACGAUGUCCACAAACAAUACUGAAUUGGAUUCGCCAGAAGAAGAUGUUCACGAUGAUGAAAGAAGACUCGUCUAUCAGAAAAUAAGUGAUGCUGUGGCUGGAGGUCUAGAGGAAUUCACAUCGGAAAGCUACUUUCACUCGUUCAUAGAGAAAGAAGAAGGCGAGAAGCUUUUGAAGGAACCAGGUAAGAAUUGUUUCCUUUUUGCACAUCAACUCACCAACAUUCGUCCUUUGGACGGAAAAUAUAUCAUCAUGUUUGUCGACGAUGAUGGGGGAAUUGAGGAGGUGAAAAUUCGAUUCACACGAAAGCAACGCGUAUUUUUCGUCAACGAGUAUUGUUUUGAUAGUCCUGGAGCUCUUAUCGCCUAUCACCGUGAUUAUAAAGUGUCGAUCAAGGCAAAAGAGGAAAGUUUGCGUAACAAAUUCAUCAUGUAUGGGAUCGAGAAAGACGACUGGGAGAUAUAUCAUGAGCAGAUACAACGAGUCAAGAAGCUCGGCUCUGGCAAUUUUGGAUCGGUAUUUAAGGCACGUUAUAGGAUUGGAUUGCUGCGACGAAUUUGGGCAGCCGUGAAGAUUAUUCACAGCAAUUCACCCGAGGAAAAUGAAGUCUUUAUUAAAGAAGCUCAAAUGAUGCGCAAAUUCAAAUACAAUCACCCGAAUCUCGUGCAUUUCUUGGCCAUCGCUUGCUACGAAACACCGAUUAUGAUCGUGAUGGAAUUUUGUGCUGGCGGAAGCAUUGAAGAUCGAAUCAAGGAAAGAUACGAGAAUGCACAUUAUGAUUGGCCUGAACCGACCCAAGCCGAGCUCAUCCAUUGGGUUUCCGGUGCUGCAAAAGGUCUCGCUUUUCUUCAUGAAAAUAAUAUCACACAUCGCGAUGUUGCCGUGCGAAAUACGUUAAUCACAGAUAAAAAUGUGGCAAAGAUUAGUGACUUUGGAAUGUCGGUUGUGGGAAAACUGCAGCUGAAGAAACUCACGAAUGUGCCAAUCACCUAUCUUGCGCCUGAAACGUUUAAAGCAAAAAUUUUCUGCUCGGAAACAGAUGUUUGGACAUUUGGAAUCAUGAUUUGGGAGACUUUCAAUCAUGCAAAACCUCCAUAUGGUGACCGUGGAACGGAUGCACGAAAAUUGAUCAUGGCGUUGAAAAAGGAUUAUCGAAUGAGCGGCGAGAAAAUCCCACCCGAACUUUGGAAGUUAUGCUCUCUCUGUUGGCACUGGAAGCCUGAGCUGAGGCCAAAAAUGAAGGAAAUCGCACAAGUGCUCGAAAAACAAUACACAACGGAUACAAAGACAUUUUGGCAAUGGAUCACAAGACAAAAUCCAACCUAUACGGAGACGGUGAACGUGGAUUGGACUGAUGUAUUCAAAACAAUGCCAGCGAUUCCAACAUUUCGACACGACUACGAGAAGGUGAAACAAGAAGUGCAAGAAGCCGAUAAAGGAAAGGGUAAA